Messenger RNA from Rhopalosiphum maidis (corn leaf aphid), 2187 nucleotides. Its product is annotated as peroxidase-like. The transcript is spliced from 13 exons. The record is from RefSeq and is a predicted model, not a curated record. Gene Ontology annotation, biological process: response to oxidative stress. Gene Ontology annotation, molecular function: heme binding; peroxidase activity. Lineage: Eukaryota; Metazoa; Arthropoda; Insecta; Hemiptera; Aphididae. Bases 186 to 2054 code for a protein of 622 amino acids.
UAUUCAACUAUUAUUGUUAACUUUUAUUGUUUUAUUAUAGAAAUUAUUAUUUCUUCACAUUUAAUAUAAUUUGUGUAUUUAUUUGUUAUUUUUAAUAGUCGUGUAAAGUUAAUAUAAGUAAGUUUAAAACUGUCGGUUUAAGUAAAUUACUGAAUGCCAAGAGUUUAAUUUCUGUUCAAACCAGGAUGCUAAAUUUGAUUGUAUGGUUAUGUGUCACAUCAGUUUUGGGAACUUCCAAAAGUUGUAACGUUGAAAUUGAUAAUGACCUUGUUAUUUAUUGCGGAGACGGUCCUGAUUCAAAUAACAUAUACUAUGACAAGUGUGCUCCCGAAGUGACCUGCAUAGAAAAUGCUAUUUACAGGACAGCAAAUGGCUCAUGCAAUAACUUAAUGAACCCGCUGUGGGGAUCGUCGGUAACUCCGUAUAUCCGACUUUACGACGCUGAUUAUAACGACGGUGAUCAUGAAGUUCGAAAACAAGUUGACGGAUCGCUGUUGCCCAGACCACGAAAAGUACAAUUGUUAUUAUUUUUUGAACCUCGUGAUUUACCAGACUCCAAUAAUUUUCAUCUAAGUCAAUAUGGUCAAUGGAUCACUCAUGACAUCAGUCUCCUGUCACCAGAUUUUUCAGGACCACCAAUAUGUUGUGCCAUUCCAAUUAAUGAGAUAAACAACAAUAGUCCAUACCAAUGUCAAUUAGUUAUUGAGGUACCUCUGAAUGACCCAGUUCAUGGUGGUAAUCAAACAUGUAUGGAAUUUAGACGUGCAAUGACUGCUGCCAAUAAUUUCAACUGUUCAAUAACUCCUCAAAUUCCAAUGAAUCAGGCGACAUCGUUCAUUGACUCUUCACAAUUGUACGGACACCAAUCAGCUAAGGCAAAUUCGAUUAGAACGUUUAAUGGUGGGAAAUUGAUAACAGAUAUCGUAGAUGAAAAUCAGUUUUGUCCUCUAAGAAAAAGAAAAGGAUCAUUACUAUGCGAUGGGCGGGUUAACGUCGGUUAUUGUUUUGAAGCCGGAGACCCAAGAAUAAAUCAACACUUUGGGAUUACAUCGUAUACUAUUAUGUUUACCCGGUUUCAUAACGUUGUGGCUGAUUUGUUACAAAACAUAAAUCCUCAAUGGAGUGAUGAAGUGUUAUAUCAAGAAACUCGAAAAUUCAUUGGUGCACUAAACCAAAUAAUUACUUAUCGGGAUUACUUGCCUAUUUUACUUGGUGAAUCAUACACAAACAGCGUUGGCUUAAGUCUUUCUAAUUUUAAAAGGACAAACUACAAUCCCUUACUCAUGCCGCAAUUGUCUAUAGAAUUUGCAGCUGGUGCUUUUCGAGUGCCACAUAAUACUGUGGCUUCUAUAUAUAAUUACAUAAACAAUAACUAUGAUACAGUAGAUACAGCCAAACUUAACGAAUGGAUGUCCAAACCUGAUCCCUUAUUAAAGGGCUCAAAUCUUGACGAUUUAGUCAGAGGCAUGACGAUAACACCGGGUCGUUAUUAUUCCCCGUCGUAUAACUAUCUAAUAUCAAAUUUCAUGUUCCAUGGUCAAAUCACUGGAGAUCAAGAUUUGCUGUCAGUGGACAUUCAAAGAGGGCGCGAUGUCGGCCUAAAGCCUUAUACUAAGAUGAGAGAAUGGUGUGGUUUAUCAGAAAUAAAUUCAUUUGAUGAUUUACUAAGUUUUUUAAAUUUUGACGACGUCGAAACACUCAAAGAUCUGUAUGCGACUGUGGAUGACAUUGAUCUACUCGUGGGAGCUUUACUCGAACCGCCAGUCGACGGUGGAACAGUUGGUCAAACUGCACAGUGCAUCUUGGCUGAUGGAUUUUAUCGUAUUAGAUACGGCGAUCGGUUCUUUGUUGAUGUGAGCGGACAACCGGGAAGUUUUUCAAUAGAUAAAUUAAGAACUUUGAGAAACCUCGACCUGGGUCAUGUAAUAUGUGCCACAACUAAAUUAGAUGAAGUGCCGAUUAAUAUUUUUCAGCCAUCAAUAUAUUCACAAAUGGUGAAAUGCAGCGAUCAUUUAUUGAGUUUGGAUCUUAGUGCUUGGAAAGAACUAUCAUAAUUCGACGAAUAUAUAAAUCAUAAAUUAGCCAUUAUAAUACUUGGUAUAGGCGAGACGUUAGUUGUAUACGAAUCAGCUGUACGUUUUCAUUUAAAAUUAUAAAUAAAUGCAAUAAAUACUGUCAUGCGAAAUA